Messenger RNA from Trichobilharzia regenti, 1126 nucleotides. The record is from the annotation of a GenBank genome assembly. NCBI's taxonomy places the organism in Eukaryota, Metazoa, Platyhelminthes, Trematoda, Strigeidida, Schistosomatidae.
ACAUUGUUUAAAUCCCAUACAACCAUCAAAGUUGUUAGUUAUUAUAAACAUACUUUGAGGCGCUCGUUUCUUGGUGAAAACUUCAAAUUGCUCUACCAUUUCUUUUACAGACAUCCCAGUGGGAAGUUCCGUCUCUAUUUGAAAGAGAACCAUGGAUAUUAGACGGUUUGGACGGUACUGGGUCAUGGUAUGAAGCGUCAAUACGAUCCGCAGCAUAUAUAAAAGCUGAUUUAAUAUUUCGUAGCUUAGAUGAUGCAAAAGCGGAUACGGUGGUUGAUACAAUGUCAAGCAAACCGAAUUAUGAAAGACAAAUGAUUGUGGACGUUUAUGAUACAUUAUACACUAGACCAAUAAAAACCCGCAUCACAGGUCUUAUUCCGUCAUCGUGCGAACGCCUAAUUCAAGGUUUGCUAAUGGAUUCACCGGUAUUUUUGGCAAGACGCUUGCUCACGGCACUUAGUAAGCUGGAAACUGAAACAGUGUCUAAAAUCCUCUUGACCCUUUGGAAUUCUGAAAUUGAAGUAGUUGAGAAAGUCUUUAAUGAAAUAGCUAUGGAAUCUGGUCGAAACAAAACCCUUGAAGAGCACAUCAAAACAUAUUACAAUAGAAAUCUUAGUGAAGCUUUAUUGUGCUUAACUGAUGGAAAAAGAGAUGAAAAUGAAGUCAUUGGCGAGAUAUGGGAAGGCAUCAUUAAAUGGUUGCCUAAAACUAAUGACAAAAUCGCACAUUUAGAUGUUGUGGAAAUGAAAAACAUAUUUGAGCUACGGGAUGUAGGUUCAGCUGGGAAAGUAACUCAAAUUAUCUGCAGAAGAACACCAUUUCAGUUACAAGAAGAUAACGCGUUAUUUACUAAGGUGAGUUGGAUAAAUAAACAGCGAAGUUUUGCAAUUAAUGACUAAGGGUUAAAGCUAGCAGUUUAGUACUAUACGUCUAUCAGCAGUGACCUAAAGCUGUAAAUUAAACUUAGUCAUUGACUAAAACACACCGUACAUAUUGUAUUAGGGCACUGGUUUCUAAAUUCAAUUGACAAAAAAGUGUUAGUAUUUUGUCUAUUAGCGGGAAAUCAUUUGCAGAGCGUAGAAAGCAAUAGAAGUUAGUUCUGUGAAGCACAAUUAAUUCAAUUGCA